AGACGCGGCCCGCCCAGCCCAGCCCCGGCGCGAGCCGAUUUAGGCCGGCUGCACCCACACGUGACCGCGCGUCCUCUUGCCUUGGCGUCGGCGGCUCCAUGGCGCGGGGCGGCGCGCUGCUCGGCUGCCUCCUGCUGGGGCUCAGCCUGGCGCUGGCGCGCGGGGCACCGACAGGGCAGUUCUGGCACGUGACUGACCUGCACUUGGACCCUACAUACCACAUCACGGCCGACCGCACCAAGGUGUGCUCUUCGUCCAAAGGCGCCAGCGCCUCCGACCCGGGCCCUUUCGGAGACGUCCUGUGUGAUGCCCCCUAUCGACUUAUCGUGUCAGCGUUCGACUUUAUUAAGAAUUCGGGGCAAGAAGCUUCUUUCAUGAUAUGGACAGGCGACAGCCCACCUCAUGUUCCUGUUCCGGAACUCUCCACAGACACUGUCAUAAAGGUGAUCACGAACAUGACAGUGACCAUCCGGAGUUUCUUCCCAAGUCUCCAGGUGUUCCCUACACUGGGCAAUCAUGACUACUGGCCGCAGGACCAGCUGCCCACAGCCACCAGCCAAGUGUACGACGCGGUGGCCAACCUCUGGAAAGCCUGGCUGGAGGAGGACGCUCUGAGCACGCUGAGGAAAGGAGGUUUUUAUUCACAGAAAGUCCCACAUAACCCAAAUCUGAGGAUCGUCAGUCUCAACACGAACCUGUACUAUGGCCCCAAUGUUGUCACCCUGAACGAGACUGACCCAGCCAAUCAGUUCGAAUGGCUCGAACAUACCCUGAACAGCUCUCAGCAAAACAAAGAGAAGGUGUACAUCAUCGCGCACGUGCCGCUGGGGUACCUGCCCUUCUCCAGCGGCAUCACGGCCAUGAGGCAGUACUACAACGAGAGGCUGGUGGAGCUCUUCAGGAGGUACAGCGGCGUCAUCGCGGGACAGUUCUACGGUCACACGCACAGGGACAGCAUCAUGGUUCUUUCCGAUGGAGCAGGACGUCCAGUGAGUUCUUUGUUUGUGUCUCCUGCUGUUACACCUGUGAGGAAUGUUUUCGCAAAAGAGACCAACAACCCUGGUGUCCGCCUCUUUCAGUACGAGCCUCGUGAUUACACACUGUUGGACAUGGCCCAGUAUUAUCUGAACCUGACGGACGCGAAUCUGAAGGGAGAGUCCGAGUGGAAGCUGGAGUACGUCCUGACCCAGACCUACGGCGUUGCAGACCUGCAGCCACACAGCUUGUACGGACUGGUUAAACAGAUGGCAGUCCUAGACAGCAAGCAGUUUAUCAAAUACUACAAGUAUUUCUUUGUGAGUUACGACAGCAGCAUAGUUUGUGAUAAGAAAUGUAAGGCCUUGCAGAUUUGUGCAAUUAUGAGUCUUGACCAUGUUUCCUACACAGACUGCCUCAAGAAAUAUUAUGUAAAGCGCGGCCGCUAGUGCUUUGCGGUUGGCAUCAGUGGCCGAUGGAACGCGCCUCUGUUUCUGAGACCAGUUUGUGGGAUUGUUAAGUGAAAUCUUUGUUCAUUCACUAAGUGAAUGAGCAGAACUAUGGUCUUUGUUUUCUAAUCAGGCUGAGGUGUAGAUACAUAUAACAUUCUAAAUUUUUAUUAAAGCGAAUGUACUUAGGCUGCCUAUCCAUGGAAUUACGUUUGGAUGUAAAUAUCCUACUGUAUAGUUUAUAUGAUUGUACUUUACUUAUAUUUUUGUUGAAAUUAUUACUCAUACAGUGAAGCAAAAGACUUAUUCUCUCUACUGUGA
Molecule: messenger RNA, 1745 nt
Organism: Octodon degus (degu)
Lineage: Eukaryota; Metazoa; Chordata; Mammalia; Rodentia; Octodontidae
Gene: Smpdl3a
Product: sphingomyelin phosphodiesterase acid like 3A
Exons: 8
Coding region: 99-1424 (441 amino acids)
Biological process (GO): sphingomyelin catabolic process
Molecular function (GO): sphingomyelin phosphodiesterase activity
Source: RefSeq, a predicted model, not a curated record